UUGCCAGUUUGGCGCAAAAUUCAAUCGACCGUCUCCUCAUCGCCUCCUCACCGAGUCCGACACCUCCAAAACUACAACUCACUGAACACGCAACCCAUCCCAGCUGAACAGGGCAACACCGCGGGGAGACACGAAACCCAAUCGACUCAUGUGCGACUCGGAUCAUGACGAGGCCGUGUACGAGCUCGCGCUCCGAAUGCAGCGCGCUGGCGAGUGGGCCCGCCUGCUGGACGGACCAGCGUUCCAAGCGUUGGUGUUUGCGCUCCAGUCCCAGGCGCACUGGCAGGCGUUGCUGGCGAUGCCCGUGCUGCUGCAGCCCCAGCUUCGCGCCGUCUUGACGCGACCAGUCGACGUGCGACCCAAACCCGACUCUGCUGCCCUCGAGGUCGAAAUGCCAGUUUCACGAGGACCGAGUAUCAUGCUCGACUCACUGUCUGGACUGUCCCGCGAGGAGCUGUUUGCGCUGGUUUGGACUGGAUCGCUCACCGACGAAUUCGUCGCUGCUUACGCAGUCACUGCCGAGGUCAUGCCCAUGGCCGAUCUGACCGUGCUCGAGUCCAUCCUUCACGCAUUGAUUGCGCUUUCUCUGGACCCAGUCAUUUUUGCCCUGCGGAUUCGCUCCAUCCUGUAUCAGCAUCGGAUUGACGAUGCGAUUCCUCGCCGACGCCACGACGACGACCACGAGCGAGCAGCACGAGCAUCCGAAGUACUGCGCCAAGCUGCGCAACAACAGCAGAACACUACCAAGCGAGGCAGAGCUACAGUACCGACACAGUUCGAUACCGCCGUGAGCGACGGUGAGUUUGUCCAGCGGCUGUCCGCGUUCGAUGCGCAGACGGCUGGGCGCUACCAAGCGCUGGUUGAACUGCAGGACGUGUUCAUCCUUCUCGAUGAUCUUGGCGAGGACGCUGAACUCGAAAUGGACGAGUUACGCCGAAGACCAGUCCGGCAGCAUGAAAUCGACGCUGGUACUCUCCCGAACGUCACGUCCUACUUUGACGGCACGAGUCAGACUGGUCCAGCCCACGGCACCACCACCAACAACAACAGCAAUACCAUCAUCGACGGCAAUGACAGCGACACGGAAGUCAAACGACUACAGACAGCGCGGGAUGAAAGCGACUAUUUGGAAAUGUUCAACACCCAAUGCGAGCACAUUGUGCUGACUUUGCGCAACAAUCGAGACCACGCCUAUCCGUUUCUAACACGCGUCUCGAAACGCGAUGCACCCGGCUACUACGACGAGAUUGUUCAUCCGAUGGAUUUUUCGCUCAUUCAGCGCAAGCUUUCAAGCCAGCAGUAUCUCGAGCGGGCCCCUUUCGAGGCUGACAUUCGCCUGAUCUAUGCCAAUUGCCGGGCGUACAACACAGAGGACGACAAUGUCUUUUGUGCUCAUGCGGACGCCUUGGAGGCAAUCACAGAUCGAUUGUUUGCCGAUUGGGUCACCGUGCCAGUGCCCGUUUCCAUUCGGCGCAAGAGUCUAGCCUUGCAAGCCAAAGAAGCCCAACUGCGCCACAAAGUUCUAGCAGCAUUUCAAGCCGCACAAUCGAGCCGCUCGGAAGAUGCUUCGGACGUUGAAGUCAACGCCAACCAAACAGGUGCCGAUCCAGCAGUCUGCAUACCUGCCCCGCCACUUCCACCUCCGCCCCCACAGCCGCUCCCAUCCGUGCUGCAGACACUGCGACAAGAGCUGACCAUUCGAGCGCGCGAUACUGCUCAACCAGACACGUUCCAUGCUCACCGGCGGUUCUUGCGGAAUUCUCUGCUGCGCACACGAGCCCUGCGCUGGCUGGCACGGAGCGACAGUGCGAACGGCGCGGCGUCCAGCAGUACACCUGAUCCAAGGCUCGCUGCCGACAGAGAGCCUUUCGCCAUCCGUCCAACCGCCCUGAGCUAUUAUCCCACGCCGCUCGUCGGGUACAUUUCGCCAGUAGCGAACGAGUACGGCGUUGCUGCUGGCUCCCUGUUUCGAGCAGGGAGCGCCGAACAAGACGCGCAGCCAAGGUUCAGUGACCAGGCUGUCAUCUUGCCAGCCAUUCCAGUAUCGACGCACGAAACGCUGGAUUUGACCGUACUGCCUCAAGCUGCAGCGAAAGUGGCCUGUCCGAUUCUUGGCUCGCUUGACACUAUUGUACCAAACGUGCUGAGCGCUUCCGAUGAUGAUCCUGGUCUUGGUGAGGGCCCACACGUCGCCGCCGCUCCAAGGCAGACAGAGCUCGUGUUUGAUGCCGAGCAACUCGAGUGCGUUGGAAAGCGGAUCUUCCCGGACGCGUACUCGGAGCAGCUUGCCCUUCCUUGGUUGUACCACCCUGCGCUUGCCACACCAACGCAGCCACUUUCAUCAUCGUAUUCAUACCAGCUGAGCAGCGACAUAUGGACGCGGUCACCCGUAUGGGCGAACGCUGUUGCACUGCAAUCCAUCAAACAACGGGUGAAUCCAGAUGUGGCCACUUGGAACUUCACACUGCCCAAGCAGUCGGUGGCUGUGGAUCGUUUGGACGCGUCGCUGAUUUCCAACCUGCUCGACCGAUCGGUAGCGGUACUUUUGGCGCAUACAGGGCUGGAUGGGUGUGAUGCGUCCGCUUUCCAAUUGAUUGGCGAAAUGACCGGACGGUUUCUCGAAAACCUUGCCAAUAAAAUGAACAUCCUUCGUGUUACGCACCGCGAUUCAAGCAACGUUGAGGAUUUACUGGUGCCCUGCUUGGAAGCUGUCGAAUGCUCUCCAGCUGCACUGUUGCGGCAUGGCCACGUAGUCGUACAAGGCACCUCAAACAAGAUUCGAGCAAUGACGAGGGCACUUGACACUGUUUCGGGCACCAACACUCUUGAACCCGGGGCAAGCGUGUCUGCAAUGGCAAGCGAAGAGGGUUGAACUGAAAAGCAGGCAGUGCGCGACGACGACCAGCCAUUGCCAAACAAGCACAUCGCGGCUCAGAUGCACGGCAAAUAGCACCCAAGCCGCAUCGCGCUUUUUUGUACUGCACAAGCGUCUGCAAGCUGCUGAGGCGCCCAUGUUGAAGCUCUCAAUCGCGAGAGAGCGGCUCAGCGAACUUUCAUGGUCUGUUUCUCAGGCGGAUUCUUUCAGUCUUCGGCCAGCCAUGUUGCACGUCAUCGAUGAUGCAAUACAGAGCAUACUGCAUGUCUGCCGAAGAUUGCUUGCAUUGAAACGUUGCUUGCACACAGAAUCACAUCAACUGCAGAAACCUUCUUGCAAUAAAGCAACAAACUUCCAUUGUUCUCGCUACUCUUGCUGAUCAG
Messenger RNA from Capsaspora owczarzaki ATCC 30864, 3258 nucleotides. RefSeq lists its product as hypothetical. Lineage: Eukaryota; Filasterea; Ministeriida; Capsasporidae. Gene Ontology annotation, cellular component: SAGA complex; SLIK (SAGA-like) complex. The transcript is spliced from 6 exons. Gene Ontology annotation, biological process: regulation of transcription by RNA polymerase II. Bases 149 to 2872 code for a protein of 907 amino acids. The record is from RefSeq and is a predicted model, not a curated record. Gene Ontology annotation, molecular function: protein binding; structural molecule activity.